Molecule: messenger RNA, 1296 nt
Organism: Chironomus riparius
Lineage: Eukaryota; Metazoa; Arthropoda; Insecta; Diptera; Chironomidae
Source: the annotation of a GenBank genome assembly
AUGAUAAAGUUUAAGCUAAAGCAAGAAGGUCCUUUUAUUGACGAUGAAAAACUUAUUGAGGAAGUCAGUAAGCACAGCUUCCUGUAUGAUACUCGAAGCACUGAUUAUAGAAAUUUACCAUUAAGAUCAACAAUCUGGUCAAGCAUUGCAAAAAUACUGAAUGUUGAAGAUCAAAAUCUAGUUCAAAAGCGAUGGAAGGUAAUUAGGGAAAAGUUUUCUCUAGCAUAUCGGAAGCAGAUAUUGGAGGAAAUAAACUCACAUUGGAAUCUCUAUGAUUCAUUAACAUUUCUCGAGCCAUUCGUAAAUUUAAAGCAUGAAUCCAAAAAGUACAAAUCAGAAGAAUCUUUUGGAUCUGAUAAGUCAUGUAUAGUAACAAAAAGUCCACUGGAUGAGCAAGUAUUAAUUCAGUUGGUCAAGGAAAGACCCGUAUUAUUUGAUAAGAAGCACGAAGACUUUCGAGUUGGAAGUGCUAGAAAAAAAGCAUGGGAUGAGGUAUCAGCUAUAGUUAAUUGGGAUAUUGAUACACUACAAAAGAGAUGGCGUGUCAUGAGAGAUAGAUUUGUUCGAGAAUUACGAAGAUCCAAAAAUGCUGAUACUGAAACUCAACUAAAUUGUUCCUCAUUUUUUCGUGAAAUGCUGUUCCUUACACAUCACGUGCGUAGUAAAAAGUAUGAGGUAGAAGCUCAUUUUGAUGAUUCAGAAGAUUCGAGAGGAUAUGAGUACGAGCAAUGUGACACAAAACCAUUUAUAGCCCAAAAGGAACAAAAGUUUGAGGAUAAUACAAAUAUUGAAAUUGUGACUGAACAGAGCUUUGCUCAUUACAUUGAUGAUAACGAUGAUUUGGAAAGUUCGUUGAGAUACGAGGAAACAGUUUUAGAGGAGCAUGUCGAUGUACAUGACGACGAAUUUAUAGAGGAAAUUGUUGAAUGUUCACAAAACGAUCAAGAUGAACAUGAAUUAAUGGGACAGGAAGUCGAUAAUGUAGUUGCAAUGGAAGAAAUAUCAAAAAACCACUGGAUUAAGCGUGAUAGCUUACUUACAGAUAAUAAAGUAAUGAUCAAAAAGCGUCGAAUGUCAGAGGAUAUUCAAAAUCAGCCAUUAGUCAAAAGUGUUAGACUUACAGAGUCACAAUCUUCAAUGCGCAAUCCAAUGGAUGUUACAGACAACGAUGAAGACCUAACGUUUGGAAACACUUUGGGUUGUAUGCUGAAAAGAAUACCACAGCACCUUAAAACAGCAGUAAAACUCAAAUUGCUACAAAGUCUCGCCGAAUUUGAAGCUGAACAUAAGAUUUAG